GAAAUGAACUCGGCGUUAAAGCCAGUCCUACCACAGCCGGGGGUACCGCAGCCGGGGGGUCAGGCUAGUCCCGCCAAAGCUAAUGUGGCAAACGCUAACCACGCGGUUGGUUUACCUCAAGGCGCACAAAAUUCUCUCCAUCAUGGUUCUAAUAAUCUUGUAGGUCAAAAUUUGACCCAUCAUAUACCUAACACACCACCGGUGCCCGCCCACGCAGUACCGUCAAUGGCGCCAGUUUCAGCAAAUAUGGCUCAAAUGGCACAAAACAUGAGCCACCACGGCAAUUUAUCUCAUGUAACACAAAACUCUGUAACACCAACAAAUGUGGCAGCAAGCCCUAGCAAAAGUGCAAGUACAAGUGCUCCAACUCCAUUAAGCUUAGUGCAAGAUAAGGCAAACGCAUCACAACCCCUAGCAUUAACAAGAACACCUGAAAAGAAAGAACCGGACUCUACAGCACAGGCAAAUGGUACAAUUGACUCUCCUAAAUCAGGGACCAGUGCACCAGUUAAUUUAAAGCCUCAGAAUCCUGAAGUAAACAAAGAUAAACAAGAUAUAGCUAAGACUUCACCAAGUACACCAAAACCACCUGAAAAACCUGCAAGUGCUCCAAGCACACCACAAAAAGCAGAUACUUCAACUCCUGUAUCUCAAGGAGAUGGUCCUGUACAACCGAAAGUGGCCACAGCUAAUGAACCACCAGAAAAGUCACCAUCUAAACCUAUAGAACUCAAAUCGGCUCAAACAGCAGAUGUGGCACCCACACAAAGUGAUAGUAAACCUGUACCAGAGUCAGCUAAUGAAAAUCCAAGUCCUGUAAUACCACCUCAACCACAGAAAGAAAUUAUACCAACUGAAAAUCCAAAGCCUGAACCUGUAAAGACAGAAGAAAACGGAGACAGUAAAGAAGUUACACCAAGUUCUGAAGAUAAAGCUCCAGAACAAAAAGAUAAAGUAGAAACACCCAAACCUGAAGAAGUUAAAGUGCAAAAGGAAGAAAAAGCUGAAGAGAAAACUGAAGCAAAAACUCCUGCUAAGGCUGAAUCUAAAAUAACAACUAAAUCAACAUUAAAGUUAGCUACAGUCACUCCUCCCAUGAGGAAAAGAAGGCAAUUGUCAGAAAAAACUGAGUCUACCCCAGCAAAGAAGUCAAAUGAAGAGUCGACACCUGACACAAAAUCAAAAAGAAAUCGGACCAAGGUGCAACUAUAUCAAUCACCAACUCCUGAUAUAGCGAUGGCAACAAAGUUGUCUGCAUCUGCUGGACGAUCCACACCAACAAAACCAAAUGAUGAUAAACUGAUUGUUUUUUAUAAGAAUGAAUACUUGGCUGUCCGAAAUGCUGAGGGUGGUUUCUAUGUAUGCCAAGCUUUACAAAAUGUAUAUCGCACCACUCGCAAGAUCAAAAUACGCUGGCUGUCUCAAGAUAAAGCAGACCCCACUGGAGAGACAUACAAACCAGAUUUCUAUGAUGUCACAGACAUGGAGUGCGUGCUAACGACGCUGUCUCUGACCCGGUCCGCGAGCGGCGGCGGCGCGUGGCUGCUGCGGCCGGCCGAGCAGGCGCGCGCCACGUCCAUCCUGCAGCGGGCCCUGCGCGCCGAGCAGAGCGGCGCCAACUGCCUGCAGCUCACCGAGGAGCACCCCGACGGACUGGAUCUCUCGCUGUACACAGACGAGUCGCAACUGGACAAAAAGUCAAGGAAACGGACCAGCUCGAAGUCAUCGCCGCGGGGAAAGGACGACGACAAUGAUACUCCGAAGGAAGAAUCGACGCCAAGCAAAAAAGCGCGAACGACGCCAAAGCGCAGUCCGCGCUCCGCGAAAAAGUCGAAAUCGCCGAAAUCAGGCAAAACGGCCGCAAACAAAGCGAAAUCAUCAGGUAGUUCGCCCAUAGCGGCGGUCACAAGCAAGGUAGGCAUAGUACGGCGGAUUUAUAGAAAUACGGCAACGGCGGUGACUGAGAAAGCAUCGGACAAGAAGAAAAACACACCGGCCAAGAAGACGCCGACCAAACCGGCUAAGGUGGACACGCCGGCGGCCACGCGCAAGGGACGGAGGGCGGUUAAAGAAACAAAAAGCUCUCCCAUAGUCCCGACCCCGUCCACAUCCACGGGCAAAACAACUCGCACGCCGCGAAAACCGCCCUCGAAGAAAUAAUACAUACAGAUAUACCGACACACGUUAUAUGUAAGCUAACGGUUUUGUCAGAUCGAGAGACUAUGGAAUGUAAAGAUAUUGUACGAAACGUGCCUAUUGUUAAUUAGUUUGGUAAUUAAAUGAUUUUAAAUGAACUUUAAUGAGAUACAUUAAUUCAGUGCGUAUGCGGCUGGAGGUAUAGACGAGCGCGUUUUAUGCGCUCGCACGAGCCACGUGAAAUUAUAUUAUAGUUUUUAUUAUUGACAUAUUGUCAAUAUUAAAUACAUCUUUGGCCUAAUUGCUGAAGUUUAUCCCGAUGGUUACACGUUUAAUCUACAAUUAAUUAAUCAUAAUUACCGAUGAAAUUUGUUAUAUGAUUUUGAUCUUUACAUGCGUGUGAAUAGAAUAUACAAAUGUAAACUUUUAAAUACAUACAUGAUGUUUUUAAUUCACUUAAUACAUUUUUCAAGAAGCCCAUCAUUCCAUGUUGAUUUAUGUUCAGAUUUGUCGAUUGCACCACAUUUCUCUCCAUUUGACAAAACCAAAAAUGUGUUUUCAUAUGAAUGAAAAUAUUUAUAUUGAGUUAGCAUAAUGUAGUUUUAUUAAUUGACUUAUUUACCGGGAAAUGUCAGAAUUUGUAUUUGUUGCGACCAUUGUUGGUUAUAAUGUCAUAAUAUAAUUAUUUUUAUAAGUUUCAUAAACUGACACACCUCUAUUAAAAAAACAUUAUUUAAAGGACCAUUUGUGUCUUUAUUGUGUGCGUUUUGGAGUUUAAUAGAAUAAUUUCAGUUUUAUUUCUGUGAAACUCCAAACAAGUUUUUAAAGUUUAUCGCUCACGAAAUGUGAUUAGUUUCAAAGAAACCCAAUUCCAUAGUAUGCCUCUAAUAAUAGUACCAAAUGCCACAUUUGAAGAAGUAUUUUCGCACUAGACAUAUCAUAUAGGUAGCCUCUCAUAAAGCGAUAGACUGUUUGCCUAAAUCUAUAGAAAGUGUAAUACUGUUUUUGGCGCGAAUAUAGCAUCUUUGUUAAAUGAAUUGAAAACAUAUGUACAUUGUUGUACUUUAAAUUUUACUCAAUAUGAAUUCUUUAAUGUUUUUAAAAGUACAAUAGUUGCAAUUUAGAUCGUAAUAGUUUGAAUAGAUAGAUAUUGAUUACAUAGGAUACACAAUCAGAGCUUUUGUAAGCAAUAUUCAAGUACACGCCACAAUUUUCGUCAAUUUACAUGCAAUUAUGUAAUAUUUGAGACGCACAGUUCAAUUAACGAUUUAUAGGCUGUGUUAGUUACAAGGUCUAUGAACAAAACUUGAUUGUUUUUUUCCCUUAUCACUGAAUAUAUCACAAUCUUUCAUUUCCUUCUUUACACUUACAUUUUUGGAAGAAUUAGUUAGUAGUAUGUUUAGUUUACGGAAUAACUUUGUAAAUAAAAUUAACAAAAAAUAUCAUAUUUUAUUAAUGUCCGCGCCGAUUGAAAUGUGGCUCUGUGCAGUCAAUGAAUGCAGUAAAAUUUUAUAAAUUGAGCCAUUGUAUUUAAUUGGCGGUACAUUAUGUAAUGAGGUAUUUUUACCUCAAAGCGUUAAGCAAUAGCUAAUUAAGUUAUUUUAGGAUUAUCUAAUUAAUUAUAUAAAUUCUAAACUUUUUAGAGUAUUCGAUUUAUUGCGACACAAAUUGUAUAUUAGUACAAAAUAUCGGCGAGUGUGGUAUUGAUACAUUUUUGGAUGUUGUUAUUAUAUGACUUUAAUUUACAAUCACACUAUUUUGUGCAUAUAAAAGUUGAAGAACAAUCGAAAUCUGGACCAAACGUAAUGUAGUGAGGUAAGUGUACGAUUUGAUGCCAAAUGUUGAAACACUGCCUCGGAAACUUUAUAUGAAUUUAUGAUCACCUGAAAGUCUAAAAAGGCAAUUUAUUCGAUGUUUUUUUUUUCUCUUUUAAGUAAAAAUUAUCAAAUAUACUAAUAUAAUUUUAUUUUGUGGAAAUGUUAUGGCGUACUGGUUGGUGGAUGAAGAUGACGAAUGAGCUCGAAUAACCAUAAUUUUUAUAUUAAGGAGAGAAAAUUAUGAGAAACGAGAUUUAUAUGCAUUCAACUCAAUUGUCAACUUCGUCGACAUAAAUAGUAUGUAAAUAAUUACAUCACUGGCACAAUAUUGUUACGAAUGUACUAAUAACUUUAUAGUUUUUUUUAUUUGUUUUCGAUGUAUGGGUGACCUUAUUGUUGCAACGAGCUCAGUGUGAGCGUGUGUGUGUGAAUCUUUAGUAAAUGUAAGUACCUAAACAUAGGUGGUAUUUUAUUAUUAAAUAGAAAUAAGGUGGAAUAAGAUUAGUUAUAUAUUAUUGCGUGUGAAUUUUCUGUUUUAAGUAAGAGCGAAUAACUGGUCCUCUGGUACAAUAGAUGUAAAACAUAAAUUUAGCGUUUUAUACAAAAUAAAGAUAUCAGACGAAGAGUACUAUUGUAACAGAAAGUCCACAAAAUUUCUAUGCAAUUCAGAAAUAAAUAUAAAUAACUUAAGAAA
Molecule: messenger RNA, 4647 nt
Organism: Zerene cesonia (dogface butterfly)
Lineage: Eukaryota; Metazoa; Arthropoda; Insecta; Lepidoptera; Pieridae
Product: proteoglycan 4-like
Exons: 8
Coding region: 4-2160 (718 amino acids)
Source: RefSeq, a predicted model, not a curated record